This is a messenger RNA of Panicum hallii, 1517 nucleotides long. RefSeq lists its product as uncharacterized. NCBI's taxonomy places the organism in Eukaryota, Viridiplantae, Streptophyta, Magnoliopsida, Poales, Poaceae. The record is from RefSeq and is a predicted model, not a curated record. The coding region runs from base 233 to 982 and encodes 249 amino acids. The transcript has 4 exons.
CCACACACCGGCGCUGCGAUACUUGUCGCUGCCGCUGCUUGCUUUCCUUUCCACGGUCUACAAAGACCUCAGCUUUCCUACCCCCACUUCUUUCGUCUUCCAAAGCCUCGCCUUUUUCCUCUCCCUCGUCUUCCCUCGCUCGCCUCUCCCCCUCCAAAUCCACCCUCCCUCUCGCCUCCCAGUCCACAUUCUUCCUGCUCUGCCGCUAGCUGCUUUUGGCUGAGGAUCGGAAAUGGCAAUCGACGACGAAUCGCCGCCGCUCAGGGUCAACACCAGAGGCGGCGCCAUGGGCGGAGGGGAGUGCGGCGGGGCGGAGAACCAGCGGUGGCCGCCGUGGCUCAAGCCGCUGCUGAGGACGGGCUUCUUCGGUCAAUGCAAGCUGCACGCGGACGCGCACAAGAGCGAGUGCAACAUGUACUGCCUCGACUGCAUGAACGGCGCGCUCUGCUCCCAGUGCCUCGCCUACCACCGCGACCACCACGCCAUCCAGAUACGGAGGUCCUCCUACCACGACGUGAUCCGGGUGUCGGAGAUUCAGAAGGUGCUGGACAUCACCGGCGUGCAGACGUACAUCAUCAACAGCGCGCGCGUGGUGUUCCUGAACGAGCGCCCGCAGCCGAGGCCCGGCAAGGGCGUCACCAACACCUGCGAGGUCUGCGAGCGCAGCCUCCUCGACACCUUCCGCUUCUGCUCCCUCGGGUGCAAGAUCGUCGGCACCUCCGGCGAGUUCCGCAUCCGGAAGAAGCACGCCGCCAUCAAGCGGAAGAAGAGGCCGCAGCACAAGGUCGGCGCGGCGGCGGCGGCGUCGGACUCGGAGGGCGACUCGUCGACGAGCACGAGCGGCGGGAGCGACAAGAGCAGCGUGGUGCAGAGCUUCACCCCGUCGACCCCGCCGGCGACCGCCAACAGCUUCCGCGCCGGGAAGCGGCGCAAGGGCGUGCCGCACCGGUCGCCGUUCGGCAGCCUCAUGGUGGAGUUCUAGAGCAGCAGCAGCGCCGCCAGGCCAAUGCCGCCGUCGCCAAGAACCAGCGGUACACUACUGUAGCAUACGCGCCCUUACAUACCAUCUAUAGCUGUCGGAUCGACCGAUCUGCAUACCUAUAGCCAGCCAAAAGGAGCUAGUAAGCAAUAACGAAGGGCCCCAUUGCACGCCUGCGCUUCUGGACGAGGAGGCCGGUGCGGUGGUUACUUUCAUACUGGUUUACUCUUUACUGUGCUAGUAACAUUUGGGUUUGGUGCCAGCCUCCGAAAGGAAACGAGGUUGUUGGAGCAGUUACUCUCCUCCAUCAGUCGCUACUAAGUUUUGCAAGUUUUACUAUAGGGGGUAAGUUCCUCUAGUUUUACGAGUGCUUGAUAUAGUAGCAGCAGCUGUACAUAUAGAUAUAUACUGUCACAGAUGGGGAAUGGUUAGGAGGCUAGCUCCGGUGUUCAUAUUCGUGUGUAAUAAAAAGGAUAAGAAUGCUGCUCCUGGAUGGUGGCCUUCAAUGUCAAAUGUUUUGUUUGUUUGCUUGGUUUGA